AUGCUGCGAGAAGCAGAAAUCGAUUGGAACUUGGUGCAGGAUUCUUUGGCGAACCGAGCCAUAAAAUGGAAAUUCAUCUCGCCUUCUGCCCCUCACUUUGCCGGCUUAUGGGAAGCUAACAUUAAAUCUACGAAAUCUCUUAUGAAAAAGGUAAUUGGGACACAAAACCUUACUUAUGAAGAGUUCUCUACUUUGACUGUGGAGAUUGAAGCAUGCAUGCCUUUACUUCCACUCACUGGCGAUCUGGACGAUCUCAACAUCUUAGCUCCAGGCCAUGUUCUCAACGGUAGGACCUUAGAACAGAUUCCGGAACCAUCAAAUGCGGAUGCAGAUCUAAAAUAUGGUACUCAUUGCCGCCUCGUCCAAGCAAUGCGUGAUCGGGUUUGGAAACGCUGUCUCAGGAGUACCUGCAUACGCUUCAACAUCGAAAUAAGUGGACUGUGCCGAAGCGUAAUUAUCAAAUUGGAGAUGUUGUACUGA
Belonocnema kinseyi is the source of this 480-nucleotide messenger RNA. RefSeq lists its product as uncharacterized. NCBI's taxonomy places the organism in Eukaryota, Metazoa, Arthropoda, Insecta, Hymenoptera, Cynipidae. Gene Ontology annotation, molecular function: nucleic acid binding. The record is from RefSeq and is a predicted model, not a curated record. The transcript has a single exon. The coding region runs from base 1 to 480 and encodes 159 amino acids.